Molecule: messenger RNA, 1455 nt
Organism: Puccinia triticina
Lineage: Eukaryota; Fungi; Basidiomycota; Pucciniomycetes; Pucciniales; Pucciniaceae
Exons: 7
Coding region: 1-1455 (484 amino acids)
Source: RefSeq, a predicted model, not a curated record
AUGCUGAAGGAACAGCUCUUGCAAGAAGGCUUACAAACAACCAACGAGCAGAAAUGGGCUUCCAAGUGCCCUCGAUGCUUUGGCCCGAGAGAAAAUGAGGUUAAAAUUUAUCCAGACGAACCCGACUUCAUCAUCGCCAUGGACGGGAAUUACCAGCAAAGACACUAUGCCCACGCUAGUAAGGACUCGCCUUCCAAUGCACAAUACCCGCCAACAUUCUUACCACCCUCCGAGGUCAACACUAGAGAGUGGCUGCUAUCAAAAUUUGCCUCGGCCGAUGAUAUCAUUAAGACAGCCCGCAUAGCUCUCGAUGCGUUGAACCAGCUUUCGAACCCUCACUCAAUGACUGCAGGAACAUACACAGACGAUUUCUUCCAGCAGCAAUGGGAAGACGAGCGCGCCUACCACCUUGAAACCACACGAUCAUACCAGGAGAAACAAAAAAAAGAACUCGGUCAACUUCUAUGUCUAGAAGAGCAACUAGAGACCGAAUGGUCUCGUGAAGGUUUGUCGCCAGCUCAAGGAAUAGCAAGAGCAAGAAUAGUAUCUCGCCUCUCUGAUCAAAUCCUUGAACAGAGAACCAAAGUAGGUGACCCUACCAUGCUAGAGAACUUGAGCGUUCCUGAGCAUGAUAAAAUGCUAAAGAUCUGGUACUUGAAGACCGACCUCCGCCACAAAUUCUUGGCAUUGAUAGAAGAAAAAAAACCGCUGGUUCGUGUCUGUCGCCCAGGAGAACAAACAACACUUGGAACGGAUGGGCAGCAAAAGUUGAUCGAAUCGGUUCGUAAACGAGCCCAAGCACUCCGAAAGGUGUUAAAUAAGUACAACAAGCAGGUUCGCGAGUUUAUUCGACUCUUCCCUGAGCGAAUCCGACAUCUUGCCGCUUACAACCGCGGGCUAGAAGAACAACGUCGUCUGGGAUGGGAGGUUCGUCAAGCCAUGCGAUGGGCAGUUGAACGACACGACACACUGUCACACCUGAUCCUACAGAUGACUACUGUCACCGGUGGCAGCAAUCGCGAGUGGACCGAGCUAGUGGCGCAUCCCAUCCUUCAAACCCUUGUGGCCCACCCAAUUCUACAAUCACUCGCUGCUCCAAAAAAGACGACAGUGGCGAGAUCGUUGUUGCAAUCUGAGCUUGUGAAAAUAUAUCAACUCCAAAUCGCAUGGCAGCGUACUUGCAUCACGAUCCUGAACAAUACCCAGCAGCAACUUGGAGACGAAAACCUCCGUGAACGUUGGUCGCGGCAGCUGGAGCACAUCGAGCUUGGCUAUUACUCCAUGAUACCAGGUUCUGAUACUGGUGCUGGCGAAACUGUUAAUGGUGCUAGCGAGACUGUUCGAGGUGGCGCAGGAGAAGAAUCUAUCAACGAGACAAUGAUGGAGCAACUUGCAAAUGACACUGAAGAGGUGGAUGAGGGUGGGAAUGCAACUGAAGUAGAAUAUUUUUUAUGA